AUGUCUAUCAUCGCUCCAUCGGCGCAGACUGCCUUUAUUGCUUUCCUGCUUGCGUACGACAGUGUUACCAAGAGCUACGGUUCGAUCAAGCCGGAUCCGAUCUGCAGGCGAAUCGCGGAGCUCUGGGAAGCAGCCCACUCUGAGGAUCCUCCUCAGCUCCUCAGGCCCACCGGAACUGGAGGAUGGAGGACCUGGGAGGGCGGCAAUCCCCAAGGCAACCGGCGACUCGCAGGGUUUUACCAAAUUCGCAUAACUCUGCUCGAGACUCAGCUACAACCUAACUCUGGCCGCGCAUGGUCGCACGCAUGGUUGCUUCCGGUCAUCUUGCCACGUGAUCCCACGUCAUUUCCCCCGAAAUCCAGGCGCUUAUCCGUAGGAGGCACCCACCCUACAGCCAGGCCCCGCCAGGUUGUCACCGUCACGCAACCUCCACCAGUCCAUGCCACUGUCCAUAGGGACCGAAUCCGCCUUCUGGCUAUGUCCGACAUGCCGCCCAACAUCCCCCUCCGGCCCCCGCGACACCAUUCCGUCGCCAGAGGCUCGAGCACGGCGUCCGUCGCCUCCGUUGCCUCGGUAGCGUCUUCCUCGAGCUCCGCCUCAUCUUCAAAGCGGGCACCGCCGAUACCACCGAAGACCUCCCGCGUCAUCGAUCAAUACCACGCCGAUCGCAACCCCGCUCAAUGGGCUUCUUCUAGAGGCUCUCUCAUACCUGCGCCCCAGCGUGCGAUUCUCGCACAACCACCUCAGGCCCCGAGGAGCCGAGCGCAGCCGCGCACGCAAGCGUUCUCCACGCACCAAGCUCAGCAGCGUCAGGAGAACCAACUUGGACUCAUCACCCGAAGACCACCGGGCCGAGUUGCCGCCAUGGUGACGUCGGCGCAGCAGCGAUCCAAUACGGCGACCUCGACCGGCUCAACCCAGAGCUUCACGUCGCUCGCCAGAUCCGUGCUUAGCGCUGCGGGGGCUGCCGGAAGCGCUGUCGCAAACACGGUCGUUGGGUCGGAGAAGACGCGAGGACCAGGAAAGGAGACGAUCUUCCUCGUCCCCGGCUGGGGUGUAAAGCGCCCCACGAAAGAUGGCAACGAGCUCGGAUUGUGUGUGUUCGAGCGGGAUCCGGGGAAUGUGUCCAGGACGCAGCGUGCAAUGAUGAGCCUCGUUCGACGGUUCGCCGCCCUUCCUGCCAUCCCGACGCUUCCGCCAAAGGGCAAAGGAGCGCUCAUGGACGACAAGUUGACCGACUCGCCCACGAGCGACCCGGCGGACGAUAAGGAUCUGCCGGAGGUGGAGGACAUGAUCGAUCUGGACUCGCCCCCUGGCACUCCGAAGAAGGGAAGGCCACCUCCUCCGCCGAAACCGAAGCCGGAGGCGCUGAGAGGUAACACCAUCGGCUCGCCCACGAGCGACCCGGCGGACGAUAAGGAUCUGCCGGAGGUGGAGGACAUGAUCGAUCUGGACUCGCCCCCUGGCACUCCGAAGAAGGGAAGGCCACCUCCUCCGCCGAAACCGAAGCCGGAGGCGCUGAGAGGUAACACCGUGUCGAGGAAGGGGGCCUUAAACUCGACUGACACUAAGCCCACAGCCACCCCGCCACCCUCAACGAGGAGGCGCUCGCCUUCCCCGCCGUCGCGUAUCCCCUCCACUGACCAGGUGUUCUUGGACAACGAACAGCUGCGGCUCGCCCACGAAUAUUUGGACACCCGUCUGCGCCCCUUCUGGUCAACGGCCUUGCCGAAUCGACGAGUCGCGCUGUCGCUCUACACUGUCAAGUUGAUCGACAGCAAGCCUGUGCCGGAACCUGGUCCGGAGCUGUUUGAUAAGCAGCCCCUCAUGCGAACGACGUUCACGACGAACAGCCAAGGUGUCUUCAUCCACCACUUCGCCAUCCCAUGGGAGCGCAUCUGCACACACCCGGAGUCGAUCGGUCUCGCGUUCUCGGAGGACCCGCAGAACAGCGACCCACACAAGGACUGGGGGCUGGUCUUCCGAGCACAACUCCUCAGCGAGGAAGGUCCCGAUGGACUGCAGCGAGCGACGACGUCCGACUCGAUGAACAGCACGGACAGCAGCAGGAGCAGCAGGUAUAAGAGCAGGUUAGCGCGCGCUGAGGGUGCUGCUACCAGCUUUUUCUCCCGCUCUGAGAUUCCGAAUCGCAACGACGGCGAUGGCGACCAGGAGAUGGGUCUGAUGGGACUCGGCGAAGCGAGCGCGGAGGCCAUCAAUGUUGCCAACAUUCAGAGGCCAGGAGGUGUGCGCAUCAUCUCUGACUUGCACAGUGAUAUUUUGAGUGGACCCCGCGAGGUGUUCCGCAACGUUUUCUGCCGUCGCCUUGAGGACAUUCUCGUGCACGGCAUGAACACGCUGUACCAGGACCUGACGCGGAUCGGUCUGUCCGGUGUGCACUUCGUGUCCAACUCGCCGGUAUCCAUCUACCCGCUCGUCUCGCAAUUCCUGCAGCUGCACAAGUUCCCGUCGUUCUACUCGCUCAAGCUCAAGAUGUACUCUUCGCGCUCGAUCGUGACGUCUCUUUUCGAGGGCGCAGGUGACCGCAAGCGUCCCCCGAUCGAGGACAUCAUGAACGAGUUCGGCGACAGCAAGUUCCUCAUGUUUGGUGACAGUGGUGAGCAGGAUUUGGAGCUUUACGUGUCACUCGCGCGCGAGCGGCCUAAGCAGGUGCUCGCCAUCUUCAUCCGCGAUGUCACGAGCAGCCGCGCUGAGGAGGCGCGCAAGGUCGCCGAGAAGGCGGGGCUGAUGAGCCACUCUGAGCUCGCCGAGAACGAGUCGGCGAAGCAGCGCCAGGAAGAGCACGGCGUCUACGCCAGCGGCAACACGUACGACCGGUCUCCGAGCCCGACCAGCUCUGGAGCCAGUACGCCGACAUCGACCAUCAGCCGCCAGCCGACGGACCAGGACAUGAAGCAGACGAUCGCGGACCUGCAAUCGCUCAGCGCCGAGGAGCAGAAGGUCCUCAAGCGCGCUGCGCAAUGGGAGACGCGCGUGAACCAGGCUCUCGACGCUGUCCCGCCCGGAGUCAAGCUCAUCUUCUUCAAGGAGCCGGAAGAAAUCGAGAGCGUUGCGCAGGCGCUCGUCGAGGCAAACGUCUAG
This is a messenger RNA of Trichosporon asahii var. asahii CBS 2479, 3102 nucleotides long. RefSeq lists its product as uncharacterized. The coding region runs from base 1 to 3102 and encodes 1033 amino acids. Gene Ontology annotation, cellular component: actin cortical patch. Gene Ontology annotation, molecular function: phosphatidate phosphatase activity. The transcript is spliced from 7 exons. NCBI's taxonomy places the organism in Eukaryota, Fungi, Basidiomycota, Tremellomycetes, Trichosporonales, Trichosporonaceae. The record is from RefSeq and is a predicted model, not a curated record.